ACUCAACAAGAGACGUGCAAAAUCAAAACAAACUUUUGUAAACAAAUUGCAAGUCAUGGCUGCCGAAAAUACAACCAAAAAGCGCCUGGAAAUACUUAUGGCUGCCAAGAAACAGCUGGAGGAUCAAAUCAGUAAAAACGGACAAAUUCUGGCUACAAACGAUAAUGUGGGCAUGAGUGGUCCACUAAUUGAUGCUGAGGGAUAUCCACGCAAUGAUAUAGAUGUGUACCAGGUGCGCCAGGCGCGUCAAAACAUAAUAUGCUUGCAAAACGAUCAUAAGAAAUUGAUGGAUCAAAUACAAACAAUGCUGAAUCAAUAUCAUGCCGAAGUGUCUACAACAGAUCCUGAGCUGGUAAAUCGCGCAUCCGCCUUGGAGCUCAACAGCGAAAGAGAGCCUGGUGGCGCAAUGAUCACUGAACCGCCAUUGACGCGUGUUAUUGUUAUUGUUAACUUGGUCAGCCCCAACUCGCCGGCAGAGGAGGCGGGAUUGCGUGUGGGUGAUAAGAUAAUGCGCUUUGGUUCCAUCAAUGGCAACAACUUUCAGAACAAUUUAGCACAAAUUGGCGAAGUAGUGCGUCAUAUGCAAAAUCAAAAUGUUCAGCUGAAGGUUAAACGCCAGGAGCAGCUGAUUGAUCUUAUACUAGUGCCAAAGACUUGGACCGGAAGAGGCCUGCUAGGCUGCAACAUUGUGCUGCCACCGGAACCCAUGGACUUUUAACAAUAUAAAUGUACAGUAAUGUGCUUUAAUUUAAUUAAAUGUAAAUCUUAGUAAUAAGUAUGUUACAUUGAAGGAAAGUCUUAUGUCAUGCUAGGGCACUCAACUCAA
This is a messenger RNA of Drosophila busckii, 826 nucleotides long. RefSeq names its product 26S proteasome non-ATPase regulatory subunit 9. Gene Ontology annotation, molecular function: protein binding. Gene Ontology annotation, cellular component: cytoplasm; nucleus. Gene Ontology annotation, biological process: proteasome regulatory particle assembly. The record is from RefSeq and is a predicted model, not a curated record. The transcript has 3 exons. The coding region runs from base 56 to 718 and encodes 220 amino acids. NCBI's taxonomy places the organism in Eukaryota, Metazoa, Arthropoda, Insecta, Diptera, Drosophilidae.